This is a messenger RNA of Suillus subaureus, 1590 nucleotides long. Its product is annotated as MFS general substrate transporter. Gene Ontology annotation, biological process: transmembrane transport. Gene Ontology annotation, molecular function: transmembrane transporter activity. The transcript has 9 exons. The record is from RefSeq and is a predicted model, not a curated record. Bases 1 to 1590 code for a protein of 529 amino acids. NCBI's taxonomy places the organism in Eukaryota, Fungi, Basidiomycota, Agaricomycetes, Boletales, Suillaceae.
AUGCACUCACCCACUGGUUCUGCAUUGUCAAAUGAGCCCAUUAAGCUUGACAUAGAGCAUACAGUGGUUGAAGAUGAUCCUCGAAUAUGGUCGAACACGAAAAAAACCGCUAUAUUGUUCAUUAUAUCUGGAGCCUCGAUGUUUUCGGGUUUGGCAGGGAACAUACAAAACUCUGCCAAUGCUCAAAUCGAGCAACAGCUACACGCCAGCAGCGGAGGAAUCAGCCUGACUUUGUCUCUGUUCGUUCUCGUUCAAGGCAAUCUUCCUUUCAUUUGGAGUGCGAUUAGCGAGAUAAAAGGUCGCAAGUUCGCGUACCUUCUGUCCAUCACACUUUUUAUAUUGGGGUCUGCAAUCGUGGCCGUGUCGAGAACUAUUGGUUUGGUGAUUGGCAUGCGAAUUGUGCAAGCUGUGGGGUCAAGCGCAGUUUUUGCUAUCGGAGCUGCAACUCUGGCCGAUAUAUACGAGCCGCAUCAACGAGGUACAAUGAUGGGUGUCUACUAUUCUGCACCUCUACUCGGUCCUUCAUUAGGACCAAUUUUUGGUGGUGCACUUACACAGGCCCUCAGCUGGCGGGCAGUUUUCUGGUUCUUGGUCGUCUGGGGAGGCAUGAUCUUUUUGGCGUUCAUUUUCUUGUUCAAGGACACCUUCAGGAAGGAGAGGAGUGCGACUUACCAGAACGCAUUGAAUUCCAGACUCCAAAAGCAGCAGUCGUCGAAAGCAAAGGACGAGUCGCGAAUUAUUUCGAAGUCAGAAGUAAGUGGAGAAAAUCAGACGACUUCGAAAGAUAUCGAAGCACAGCAGACGAUUUUACCAGCACCAGCCAUUAAAGACGUAAAAUUGUCCAUGGCUGAUGUCAACCCUUUCCCUGCAUACUUCUCGAUUGUCAGCCGCAAGAACAACCUUUUUAUCUUGAUAGUAUCAGGCUUAACCUUUGCGUUUAGCUUUAGUAUUAUGUAUACAUGCGCAAGAACAUUGUCGAUGUAUUAUAAUUAUGAUGCAUUGAAGACCGGCCUUGUUUUGCUUGCCUAUGGUGUUGGCUGUGUAGUCGGCAGUAUGUUAGGUGGUCGUUGGUCCGAUCUGACACUUGCUCAGCUAAAGGCCGCAAACGGAGGGGUCAGCUUUCCAGAGAUGCGUCUCGAGAGCACAAAAAUCGCGAUGUUGUGGUCACCUUUAUCUGUGAUUGGAUACGCCUGGGUGUGCCAAGAGCGAGCCAAUAUCGCUGCCGUGUGUGUGAUGCUGUUCCUCACAGGAUUUCUACCCAUGUACGUUCACUCUGUUUUAUAUUGUAUUUUGCUCUCAUCCACGAUAGAUGGAUCUACACAAGCGCGCUGGCAUACCUUGUCGACGCAAACACGUGGUCACUCAUCAAUGGCAGUAGCGACGAAUAGUUCCUUUCGUGGUCUGUUUGCUUUUAUCGCUGCCGAGGUUGCGGUUCCUUUACAAGACACAAUCGGCGACGGUGGUCUGUAUACUCUCUGGGCAGGUCUGAUGGUGGUCGUUGAGUGCAUGAUUCUGCUGGUGUUGUACAAAGGCAGGAGCUGGAGAGAAGCCAGUGUUGAGCGGGAGAAGCAGAAACUGGAUGGUAAGUAA